Messenger RNA from Urocitellus parryii (Arctic ground squirrel), 2117 nucleotides. It is a transcript of the gene Ddo, whose product is annotated as D-aspartate oxidase. Gene Ontology annotation, molecular function: FAD binding; D-aspartate oxidase activity. Gene Ontology annotation, cellular component: cytoplasm. Lineage: Eukaryota; Metazoa; Chordata; Mammalia; Rodentia; Sciuridae. The record is from RefSeq and is a predicted model, not a curated record. Gene Ontology annotation, biological process: D-amino acid catabolic process; L-aspartate catabolic process.
UCUCAGGGCACUAGACCAAGCAGUCACUGGAAAACAAGUUUUGGUGUCAGAGCCUUCAGUGGGCUGAAAGGCUGCUUUUCAGAGACAGGCCCAUGGACACAGCACGGAUUGCAGUCGUUGGAGCAGGUGUGAUAGGGCUUUCCACUGCCGUGUGCAUUUCCAAACUGGUUCCUGGAUGYUCCAUCACCAUCAUCUCAGACAAAUUUACUCCAGAUACCACCAGUGAUGUGGCGGCCGGGAUGCUUAUUCCUCAUAUUUAUCCAGACACACCCAUCCAUACACUGAAGCGGUGGUUUCAAGACACCUUUGAUCACCUGUACGCAAUUGCCUGUUCUGCGGAAGCUGCAGAUGCUGGUGUUCAUCUGGUGUCAGGUUGGCAGAUAUUUCGGAGCAUUCCUGCUGAAGAAGUGCCAUUCUGGGCUGAUGUGGUUCUGGGAUUUCGAAAGAUGACAGAGGCCGAGCUGAAGAAAUUCCCUCAACAUGUGUUUGGUCAGGCUUUUACAACCCUGAAAUGUGAAACCUCUGCUUACCUCUCCUGGUUGGAGAAAAGGAUAAAAGAAAGCGGAGGCCUGCUACUCACCAGACRCCUGGAAAACCUGUGGGAGCUUCAGCCGUCCUUUGACAUCGUGGUCAACUGCACAGGCCUGGGAAGCCGACAGCUUGCAGGAGACCCAAUGAUUUCCCCUGUAAGGGGCCAAGUGCUCCAAGUUCAGGCCCCCUGGGUGAAGCAUUUUAUCCGAGAUGGGAGUGGGCUGACAUAUAUUUACCCUGGUGCCUCCCAUGUAACCCUGGGUGGAACUAGGCAGAAAGGAGACUGGAAUUUGUCCCCAGAUGCACAGAUUAGCAGAGAUAUUUUCUCCCGGUGCUGUGUGCUGGAGCCCUCCCUCCACAGAGCCUGUAUCACAAAGGAGAAGGUGGGCUUGAGGCCCGUCAGGCCAGGUGUGCGGCUGCAGAAAGAGCUCCUAGCCCACGGGGAACAGAGGUUGCCUGUGGUCCACCACUAUGGCCAYGGGAGUGGGGGCAUCUCAGUGCACUGGGGUUCUGCUAUGGAGGCUGCCAGACUGGUCAGCGAGUGUGUCCAGGCCCACAGGACCCCGUCUCCUACAUCAAAGCUAUAGAUGACAUGAAAAGACAGCAAAUAACCCCAGAGACUAUUGAUCAAAGCACAAUUUAAGUUCCAGAACAGGUUCAAAUAACUUUUCCAUUUCAUGAAAGCUUAAUUAGACAGUUUUUGUUUUCAAAAUUAGAAAAGAUGCAGCAYGUAUCCAUACACUUAGGAAGUCUAGUGCUAACAACACAGGGCACAGAACUAUUUCAGUUAAAAAAAAAUACUUGUUUUGUAGGGUAAGAUCAUUUUGGGAUCUAAUAUUCAAGGAUCUAUACUAAUUUAUAGGAAAGCCAGAAGUUGCAGGUAUUUUGAUAUCUUUUGGCUCAUAAAUCCACAAGAGGAGAUAAUGUAUGGAAAAAAGUCCUUGUCGAUUGCAGAGCUGCUCACGAUCCUYCAAGGUUAUAGCCAAGUGAACAUUAUAAUUCCUCUAAAUAAAAUGACAUGGUGAUCAUCCGCUGCAGACUUGGUACAUUUUACUGAAGACAAAGCAUGAUUUCUGUUAGGACUUGGCAACCUUUCCUUCCUCUCUGCUGGUAAUGGUGGUGGAAGACAGAUGCGGUUGCCCAUGGAUGUGGCAUCAAUUCCGUAGCUGCCUGGGGCCCAUCACCCAAGGGUUGUGUGCUUCAUUACCACACAUGAUUGGCAGCCAGCCUGAAUAGUUCACUUUGCCUCAGCAUUUUUGAAUAUUGAAUGAUAUAUGCAUCCAAGGAGCUAAUUUGCUAAUUGAGAUAAACUAAUCAUUCUGAAUGAAAUAUAGCCAAAARGUAUUUUUCAGUCUUUAAAAAGUARGGAGGAAGAGGGGAAUAUGUGUCAUAAAAUGAGUUUUGGAAUUUCUGAGUUAUAUAAAUUUAACCUGGMUUUUGGACUCAGGUAUAUUCAGAUCCUUUAAUGUGUCUGUGUGUAUUAUGAAUCUUCAGGAGGGUUUUUGGCUUUYGUGGAUGGAAAAGAAGGUGCUAGUCACCAAGGUGAGGAAGAUUAAGAAGAAGAAAUAAAUUUUCUUUUAACUUUG